AUGUGUGCACAAGAGAGAGUGGCUGAGCUGGGGAGGGCUGCUGCUGCCUUGGAUAUAAUAUCAUCUACCUGCCCCUGUCACUCUGACUCUUACUGACACUGCCAUCGCCUUAGCGUGUCAGUCAGGAGACUUGGUUCCUAUGGUUAUUCAUUAUUAUUAGGAAUAUUAUUAUUAUUAUAGGGUCGAAUUUACCUUCUUUUUAAUCGUUUUUUUUUUUCGUGCUGCCUUCACGCCACAAAGAAAACCCCGUGUGCCUCUGUGUGUGUUUUCCUUGAGACUUUAGCUAAGGCUGGCUGGACUAGCACAUUAGACUUCUUAGGACUCUUUCAGUUGAAAGGGUAACAAGUUGCUUCUUAAACGCUGGCCGCUGCUGCUGCUUUUCUGUCUCCCACUGGACCAGGGAGCCAUACGGGGAGUUGAGCCCGCACCUUCUGCAACGCUGCGCCUUGGAGCGGGGGUGCAGUGUCUAUAUAUCUCUAUAUACAUCGCUAUACGUAUAUAUAUAGAGAGAGAGAGAGACACACACACACAGAGAGAGAGAAAUAUUUGGCUUUCUUUUGCCGAUGAACUUCAUGAAAGAUCCCUUAAGCCUGGAGCGCCUGGGAGCCGGGAAUAAACUGUGCUCCACUUCACCUUCCUCCUCCUCCUCUUCAUCCUCUUGCCAUCAUCACCAGUCGCCGCUGGCCAUGGCUUCAGCUGUAGCGCCGGGGCAGCCUCGCUCUUCCCUGGACUCCUCCAAACACCGGCUGGAGGUGCACACCAUCUCGGACACCUCCAGCCCCGAGGCCGCAGAGAAAGAGAAAGGCCAGCAGAGUAAAAACGAGGAUGCCGGGGUUGAGGAUCCCUCCAAGAAAAAGAGGCAACGACGGCAGAGGACUCAUUUCACCAGCCAGCAGCUGCAAGAGCUGGAGGCCACUUUCCAGAGGAAUCGCUACCCGGACAUGUCCACCCGAGAAGAGAUCGCCGUCUGGACCAACCUCACCGAAGCCAGAGUCAGGGUUUGGUUCAAGAACCGCAGAGCCAAAUGGAGAAAGAGAGAAAGAAACCAGCAGGCUGAGCUUUGCAAAAAUGGCUUUGGUCCACAAUUUAACGGUCUAAUGCAGCCCUACGAUGAUAUGUACCCCGGCUAUUCUUACAACAACUGGGCAGCCAAAGGCCUGACCUCUGCCUCCCUUUCCACCAAAAGCUUUCCUUUCUUCAACUCUAUGAAUGUCAACCCUCUGUCUUCUCAGAGCAUGUUCUCCCCUCCAAAUUCCAUCUCCUCCAUGAGUAUGUCUUCAAGCAUGGUGCCCUCUGCAGUCACUGGGGUCCCUGGUUCCAGCCUCAACAGCCUGAAUAACUUGAACAACUUGAGCAAUCCCUCUCUGAAUUCUGCAGUGCCAACGCCAGCCUGUCCUUAUGCUCCUCCAACACCUCCUUAUGUUUAUAGGGACACAUGUAACUCUAGCUUGGCUAGUCUGAGACUUAAAGCCAAGCAGCACUCCAGCUUUGGAUACGCCAGUGUUCAGAACCCAGCUUCCAACCUGAGCGCAUGCCAAUACGCUGUGGACAGACCCGUGUGAGAUAUUAAAGUAUAAAAUACUGAAUGGGAAUCCCUCCCCCUUCCCACAAAGACUGAGAAUUAUACUAGAAAGUAAUGGGCACUAUAGAGAAAGAGAAGGAAAGAAAGAAAAGGAGAGAGAAAACAGAGAGAAAAUGAAACCACUGAAAUAAGAUAGUCCCUUUGUUUUCAAAGGACCUCCUGCAGAUUCUGACAUCUUUCACUAAGAGUAUUUCCAACAGUUACAAGAACAUAUAUAUAUAUAUUUACACACACACACACACACACACAUAUAUAUAUAUAUGGACAAAUGUUUGACUGGAUAUGAUAUGACAUUUUAAUGUUACUAUAAGCUUGUUAUUUUUUAAGUUUAGCAUCGUUAACAUAAAAAUGACUGAAAGGAUGUAUAUAUAUGGAAAUGUCAAAUUAAUUUUAUAAAAGCAGUUGUUAGUAAUAUCACAACAGUGUUUUUAAAGGUUAGGCUUUAAAAUAAAGCAUGUUACACAGAAGCGAUUAGGAUUUUUCGCUUGCGAGCAAGGGAAUGUAUAUACUAAAUGCGACACUGUAUGUUUCUAACAUAUUAUUAUUAAAACGUGUGAAUAUCAGUUUUAGAAUAGUAUCUCUGGUGGAUGCAAUGAUGUUUCUGAAAUUGCAAUGUAAAACAUGCCCUGUGUAUAACAUUUCGUACAAUAUUAUUGUUUUACUUUUCAGCAAACAUGAAAAAUGUGUUUUAUUUCAUGGGAGUAAAAUAUACAGCAUACA
This is a messenger RNA of Caretta caretta (loggerhead turtle), 2302 nucleotides long. RefSeq names its product paired like homeodomain 2 (gene PITX2). Gene Ontology annotation, biological process: regulation of transcription by RNA polymerase II; anatomical structure morphogenesis. Gene Ontology annotation, molecular function: RNA polymerase II cis-regulatory region sequence-specific DNA binding; DNA-binding transcription factor activity, RNA polymerase II-specific. The record is from RefSeq and is a predicted model, not a curated record. Gene Ontology annotation, cellular component: nucleus. NCBI's taxonomy places the organism in Eukaryota, Metazoa, Chordata, Testudines, Cheloniidae.